AAAAACAGCCUUCUGUAGUCUCCCUUGAAUACUCAGUUUACCGCCAGAAUUUAGAACUACAAGCACAGUGGACUUGCUUAUGUUAACAUGUCUCGCACCAGUUUAAGACGUCAGAUUUUCCAUAAAAAUCUAGACCUACUUUUACAGAAUGGUUCACUGGAUACAGUUGAUGAAGAAGUAAAAGAUCAAAGCCCAGGUUGUGGAAAUAAGGAGAAAGUAACAGAUCUAGAUGCUACAGUAGAAGGAAGUCAGUGCUCAGGACCUAGUGACAAUGCUGACCAAACGUUGUUAUAUAGGUCACCAAUAUACAGACCUAAACCCUUACAGCUGGAGAAACCAACACACAGUGAUACAUCUUCACCUCAAGCUGAUGGUGAUUAUGGUCAUUGUAGUACACCAUACCUGGAACCAUGGGAAUCAAAGUGUACUGGUGCUGUUGUUCCUCCUGGUACACCAUACCUGGAACCAUGGGAAAAUAAGUGUACCGGUGUUAUUGUCCGCCCUAGUACACCAUACACUGAGAUUGAUGAUAAUGAAGUAGGAAAACGGAAAAACAAUUGUAAGGCAGCACCGUUAAAAUUUGAAUUUCCGGCUCCGUCAACCUCUUCAUAUAAACGUUACUCUUUCCCGUUUUCUCCUAUACCUGGGGGAGCAUCACAUGCUCAGUUUGGAGGAGGUUGUGAGACAUGUGAGCAGGAUGUGAGAGCAUUACCAAUGAGUCCGGCACUGUUUGUAUCUCAAGCCACCAGCACACCUGGGCCAAAUAGUCACGUGAUGGAUUCACCAACGUGCCAGAGUAUUUUGGAAAAUAAUAAAAGUAUAUUUAAUUUCUCCGAGUGUAACAUGUGUCGUAUAUGUCACGAGGACGGCAGUAUGGAGAAGCUUGUGUCACCGUGUCAUUGCGCCGGCACCAUGGGUAUGCUGCAUGUAUCAUGUCUCGAGAGAUGGCUCGGAUCUUCAAAUACAACAAAAUGUGAAAUCUGUCAGUUCCAGUUUAUCGUACAGAAGAAACCUCGACCAUUAAAAUGGUACAUGCAGGAACCGACGUUGAAAGAAGACAGAUUGUUGAUAGUGAAGGAUAUAGUGAUACUGGUUACCCUCGCAGGACUUGUCCUUGCUGUUGCUGUACUAUGUCUUGUGUUUGCUAAACGUUUGACAGAUGAGCACAAGCCGGGACCCGCAGCUGUUCUAAUUAUUUUGACCGUCUGCUCCGUCAUGCUGUACGCUAUAUGGAUGUUUGUGGCUGUAAGACGUAUGAGGAGACGUGUUCACCUCUGGCAUGUAGAACAUCACAUUAUUCAGAUCAAGCAGAAAAACAGUUGUCCUGGUGAUACUAGCAAUAAAAUCUUUAGAAGGUUCCCGGUGAAGUUGCCGUCAGCUAGACAAAAGAAACCAACUUCAAAAAAGAAGAAAUGUAACAACAAUAAUUUAGUGUCUACUUCAUUCAUCGGCUGCUCAUUGGAAUCAUAUAAAGCUUGCCCAUGUUUAAUCCAGUGA
Messenger RNA from Ruditapes philippinarum (Manila clam), 1497 nucleotides. RefSeq lists its product as uncharacterized. The record is from RefSeq and is a predicted model, not a curated record. Lineage: Eukaryota; Metazoa; Mollusca; Bivalvia; Venerida; Veneridae. The transcript is spliced from 9 exons. Bases 88 to 1497 code for a protein of 469 amino acids. Gene Ontology annotation, molecular function: zinc ion binding; ubiquitin-protein transferase activity. Gene Ontology annotation, biological process: protein ubiquitination.